GCAGUGAUAUAGGCUUUGAGUCGAGUGCCGACUGCCAUAUUGCGCUUGCAGUCGAUGAAAAUGUCUGAGAAAGAUUUAUUGUUCUGUUACAAUCAGGGAUGUGGUAAACAAUUCGAUCCCCUCGAAAAUACUGAAGAUUCGUGCCUGUUCCAUCCUGGAGCUCCGUUUUUCCACGAUGCGUAUAAGGGUUGGUCAUGUUGCAAAAAGCGUAGCGUUGAUUUUACGGAAUUCCUCAACACGAAGGGAUGCGCGAAAGGCCCCCACAAUCCCGUUAAACCUCCGGAACCAGAGAAGCGGGAACGCGGAAGUCAAGAUGUAGUGAUUCAUGAGAGAAAACCCCUCCAAAAGGACGACACCGAGUACGGCGAUGCGAAUGACUCUACAACAGCUCUUAUCGUUACUGUGUCUCCCGCGCUGAGAAAACUACUGGAUGAUGAAGCAAGUACGAAGCCGACGCAAAACGAUGUCAGUGUUGGUGGUGGCGAGGUCGUCGAGGGCACUGCUUGCAAAAACGCAGGAUGUUUAGUGACCUAUCGUGAACCGCCCGCGGAUCUAGGAUCGUGCGUACAUCAUCCCGGGACGGCCAUUUUUCAUGAAGGAAUGAAAUACUGGUCAUGCUGCAAGCGAAAAACGACCGAUUUCACUGUCUUCCUGAAUCAGAAGGGAUGUGUUUCAGGUGAACAUGCCUGGUCUGCACCGUCGAAACGGGGUGAGAAAGUGAAUUGUCGGCAUGACUGGCAUCAGACGGGGCCUUAUGUUUUCAUAACGUAUUAUGCCAAAAAAGUCGAUCCGAAGCAGUGUGUGUUCAACGCGAACUCAGCGAAGUUAGAACUGCAGCUCACAUUUGAAGGGAAACUCUUCGCGCAUACAAUUCUUUUACGAGGGCCCAUUAGUCCUGAGGAGAGUACGGUGACAUUGGGUGGAAGCAAAGUAGAGAUCAAAUUGAAGAAAGCUAAUGCCAUGUCUUGGAAAGAUUUGGGAGAAUUCGUGGUCGACAAUGAAGAACCCGAGCACAAAGCAGAAGAAAGUUCAAAUACUGUGGAAGAUAUCCCGGAUGUGGAUCUUAAUGAUCUUUGA
Molecule: messenger RNA, 1077 nt
Organism: Notodromas monacha
Lineage: Eukaryota; Metazoa; Arthropoda; Ostracoda; Podocopida; Cyprididae
Source: the annotation of a GenBank genome assembly